AUGCCCCCAAUGAAUACGAUACCGAUUCCAAAAGAAGCCAACGAACAAAUCCCUCUGGAGCCGGCCAGUGUGCCGGUGAAAGCCAAGGAGAAUCCACCGCCUAAAGUCGACCGCCCGCGUCCUCAUGUCUGUUCUAUAUGCACCAGGUCGUUUGCGAGAUUGGAGCAUCUAAAACGCCAUGAGAGAUCCCAUACGAAGGAAAAGCCAUUUGAGUGCCCGGAAUGCCUAAGGUGUUUUGCGCGCCGCGAUUUGUUGCUACGACAUCAGCAAAAACUACAUCUCACUACAACUCCCUCAAGUCGACCUCGCAAUGGCGUGCGCCGUGAGAGCACAUCCUCCGUAGCACAGCCAGCCGGCAGUAGAGUUCGCAAGAACUCGGUUAGUAAUGCUGGGGGACGGCCUCGUGCAAACACUAUCGCUCAUGUCGAUAGUAAUACUCUUAGCCUAUUGGCCAAAACGACAACUGGAGCCAAUCAGAAUCUCCCGAAGCUCGAGACAGGCUCACUCCGCGGCCUCAAUGUUGUAGGGACAUCGCUAGGAGCAUCUACGGUAGUACCGCAGGAACUCGACAUUGAAGGCAUACUGUUCGGAAAUCCAACCACAGUAAACCCGGCAGUUCUUCAAUUCAGUGCGUCUCCACACGCUAACACCUUUGGAUCUCCAACCUCCCCUUUCGAGCCGGUUUUCGGGAAUUCAAACGCCGUAAUUGACGACGACGAUGACCCUACCGAGUGGAUGAUGCUCGGGACGGGCGUGUACGCCUCUGAACAAGCUGUGGAAAGCUCAUCUCCAAGUGCAAUUAGCACGACGUCGAUUAGUGCUGUGAGCGAGGCUCUGCAGGACACCAAUACAUGGUGGAAUAACAAUGCAUCCACUAUGAGCUCUGCUACAACAUUGAGCACUUCACCGUUUAUGUCAGCUUCUGAUUACAAUACCACGUCCUUCAACCCAUCUCCCCCUCCACCUGCGGGAACGAUAUCUCCAAAGGCUCUCCAGGCACAGGGAGGGAAUCAUCAUGAUUUACCAUUCUUCGCCAACUAUAGCAUGACUAAUAUUUCCCCAAACCAUUUCCUUUCACCAGAAUCCCACUUCCAACCAGAGAUGCAGCAUGAAUUUCCUCAUGAUUUCUCAGGAUUUCAACAGACGACCCCAGCAGCACAUGCGACACAGACAAUAACGGACUCCGCACGAGCAGCAAUCCUUUUGACCCUUGCUCAAUCAUCCAAUGCGUACCGCAAUCAUCAACAAGCCCAACAUCAGCGUCGCUAUUCCUCUGCUCAGUCACCUCCUCUCCAUGUUCAUCGAAACUCUUUUACUGCCCAACUUCCGGGUACUCAGGACCUUCAAAAAUAUGUGCAAAGCUAUAUCAAGCAUUUCCAUCCUCACAUGCCUUUCUUCCAUAUUGCAACACUGGAUUUCUCUUCUCCUUCCUAUGCCGUAAGCCAAAAGAAAGACAACCUCCUUGGGUUGAGUGGCUUUGCGGGCGGCGGAGGCUGCCUUAUUCUCUCUAUGUCUGCUAUCGGUGCACUCUAUGCGGGUGAGGUCUCCGUAGCUAAGGAGAUCUAUGAAGCGGCUAAGAGGAUGAUCCAUGUCUUCAUCGACAAUAGAAGAAAGGCAUCUGUCUCUGCUGCCGUCUCCGGGAAUGGAGGGGGCGCACAGUCUACUCCACUCUGGUUGGUACAGUCAAUGCUCUUAAAUGUAGUAUUUGGCUUGAACAGCGGAGAGCAUAUGUCCAGCGAACUUGCUCUGUCUCAUUGCACUGCGGUGGUUUCCUUGGCACGAAAUGCCGGACUAUGCAAGCCAUAUACAAACGUGCAUAGCACUAGCCACCUCGGGCCUGAUGCAAGCAUGCUCGAUAUGUGGAACGGGGCGAUGAAGCUCGAAAGCUUGGAUGACCAUGCAGAUUGGAUCAAAUGGAUUGCUGAGGAGGAGAGAAAACGUACACUGUACGCAGUUCACAAGCUUUCCUCGAUGCUUUGCAUUACCUACAACCACUCCCCGGCUUUAACAAAUUCCGAAAUCCGGCUGGAUCUCCCCUGUGACGAAGAACUCUGGGCCGCGGAAACAGCAACAAUGUGGAAGAUGAGAGGUGGUAUUCAGGCGGCAAAACAGGCCGCGGUUCCUUUCUCAAUGGCAUUGAACACGCUCCUCUCUGCCAACCAAACCCAACAGGAUCGUGCGCACAAUAGGGAGGAUCAAAAAUACAUGGGCCCCCACGGAAAACUGAAGCCCUCCGAACUUCGCCCUAGCCACUUUGGUGCCCUUUCUCUUAUCCUCGCACUUCACGUUUACAUUUGGGAAACUCGGCAACUUAGCCAGUCCAGGCAAUUUUCUGCGACUGAAGUAGAGGCUGUCCAUGCACAUAUCGAGCCAGCACUCCGGGCCUGGGAAGAGGCUUGGGCAUCGCACCCACAGUCUAGCAUCGAGAGACCUAGCCCAUUCGGUAUUGGUCCUAUGGCUGCAGAUAGUAUUCCUCUCCUAAACCUUGCUUAUGUUCGCCUGUUUGUUGAUCUGGGCAUGUCAAGAGGGCCUUUGUUCGCUCGCGACUUCUCUGGGAUGAUUGACGAACUAAACAAAAACUGGGCUGAGCAACCAACUGCUACCUCCUCUGCAAACUCCUCCGCUUCCGAAUCUGCGGAUACGCCGCCUGGAUCCAACAGCUCUCCAGCCUCGUCCCCCAACUCGGCUCUAACAUCGCCAGAUCUCAAUCCUUCAAGGGGUGGCGCACACUACCAAACCCCAUACUCACAAUCUAGCGGGAUAUCAUCUCGGCGCGAAAAACACAUUCGCCGAGCCGCUUUCUACGCCGCGGAUGCUCUCGCUAUGUCUGAAAAAUCCGGGCUCUCAUCCCCCGACUUUCUAUCAAGGGAACUCCCAAUGCAAUCUUUAAUGUGUGCUUUUGAUUGUGCACAAGUUUUAGCAGAGUGGGUUAACGCUGUUCAGGAGCGAGUGCGACCAUUCAUGGGCAAAUUUGGAGACGCGGAAUGUGAUCUGAUGAGCAUUGAGGCUUUGAUGAUGUUGGAGAACGAAGAUCGUGUAUUGCUAGGUCGUGUGAUUGAGAUUCUUAAGAAGUCACACGAAAAAAUGGUGUUCGAGUGGGAUAGCAUCGUUGGAGGUAAUGACGAGGUCAGCGUGAGCAUUCUAAGAGUUAGUGCUCACUUGUUGGAGAAAGCCUCUGUCUGGCCAGUUGUAAGGGUCUACUCUUCUGCCCUUCGCUACCACGCCGACAACAUUGAAUCUAGGCCCAAGAACACUGGAAUCCUUGGGCAUGGCCACUAA
Orbilia oligospora ATCC 24927 is the source of this 3279-nucleotide messenger RNA. RefSeq lists its product as uncharacterized. Gene Ontology annotation, cellular component: chromatin. Gene Ontology annotation, biological process: regulation of transcription by RNA polymerase II; DNA-templated transcription. The transcript has 3 exons. The coding region runs from base 1 to 3279 and encodes 1092 amino acids. Gene Ontology annotation, molecular function: RNA polymerase II cis-regulatory region sequence-specific DNA binding; zinc ion binding; DNA-binding transcription factor activity, RNA polymerase II-specific. NCBI's taxonomy places the organism in Eukaryota, Fungi, Ascomycota, Orbiliomycetes, Orbiliales, Orbiliaceae. The record is from RefSeq and is a predicted model, not a curated record.